Raphanus sativus (radish) is the source of this 1117-nucleotide messenger RNA. Its product is annotated as L-ascorbate peroxidase 2, cytosolic. Bases 38 to 994 code for a protein of 318 amino acids. The transcript has 9 exons. NCBI's taxonomy places the organism in Eukaryota, Viridiplantae, Streptophyta, Magnoliopsida, Brassicales, Brassicaceae. Gene Ontology annotation, biological process: cellular response to oxidative stress; response to reactive oxygen species; hydrogen peroxide catabolic process. Gene Ontology annotation, molecular function: peroxidase activity; heme binding. The record is from RefSeq and is a predicted model, not a curated record.
GGAACGAUCACAGUUUUUUUUUCUGGGUUAUACAAACAUGUCUUUCUUGGUUUGCAGAGAGAGGGAGAGAGAGAAAAUGGUGAAGAAGAGUUACCCGGAAGUGGAGGAAGAUUACAAGAAAGCUGUUAAGAGAUGCAAGAGAAAGCUCCGUGGUCUUAUUGCGGAGAAGCACUGUGCUCCCAUCGUUCUCCGUCUUGCAUGGCACUCGGCGGGGACAUUUGAUGUGAAGACGAAGACGGGAGGACCGUUUGGGACGAUAAGGAUUCCACAAGAGCUAGCUCAUGAUGCUAACAAAGGUCUUGAUAUUGCUGUUAGGCUUCUUGAGCCUAUCAAAGAGUUGUUCCCCAUCUUGUCUUACGCUGAUUUUUACCAGCUAGCUGGAGUUGUUGCUGUUGAGAUCACUGGAGGACCCGAGAUUAGAUUUCAUCCUGGUAGAGUGGACAAAGUUAUGCCAGCUCCUGAUGGUCGUCUACCUCAGGCCACCAAAGGCGUGGAUCAUCUGAGAGAGAUAUUUGGUCGGAUGGGACUAAAUGACAAAGAUAUCGUUGCAUUGUCUGGUGGACACACCUUGGGUCGGUGCCACAAGGAACGCUCCGGAUUCGAGGGGCCAUGGACACAGAAUCCUCUCAUUUUCGACAACUCUUAUUUCAAAGAGAUACUAAGCGGAGAGAAAGAAGGACUUCUUCAACUUCCAACCGACAAGGCUCUCCUCGAGGAUCCUCUCUUUCGUCCUCUCGUUGAGAGAUAUGCUGCAGAUGAGGAUGCCUUCUUCGAAGACUAUGCUAAAGCUCAUCUCAAGUUGUCAGAACUCGGGUUUUCUGACAUGGAGUAUGUGGAAGCUGGUGGUGUCUUAUGUAGGCCUGGGCACGGAUCGGAUAUUCGGGUUUUUGAAGGUAUUUGUGAUUUGCUUCGAAUGUUACGGAUAUCUGAUUUUUCGAUUUGCUUUGCUUCGGAAAAAUACGGAUAUUCGGAAAAACGGAUAUCCGGAAAAUAAAUAGAUAUUUGCGGAUAUUCGCGGAUACUUACGGAUCUCUCAUUUGUUUUGAUUAAUACAAAUAAUCUUAAAAGUUUGAUACAAAUUUGUUUUGUAAAAUAUAUUUUUUGCAUGAUAUAAAAG